Molecule: messenger RNA, 2128 nt
Organism: Balaenoptera ricei (Rice's whale)
Lineage: Eukaryota; Metazoa; Chordata; Mammalia; Artiodactyla; Balaenopteridae
Gene: APOD
Product: apolipoprotein D
Exons: 6
Coding region: 519-1160 (213 amino acids)
Biological process (GO): tissue regeneration; brain development; lipid transport
Molecular function (GO): cholesterol binding
Source: RefSeq, a predicted model, not a curated record
AUGAAAUUUAUUUAAAAUUUUCUUCCUACGAUUUUAAAAAAUAAUUUAAGAAUAGCACAGCUUCCCAGAGUUUCAAGAACGGAACAUCGGAGGCCAAUCUGCCACAGAUCAGGCUCCCCUGCCAAGUUUCCAGGAUGAGAAACCAGCUGAGGAGAAGGAACCUAUCAGGACAAAUUAGUGGCAGAGCUAUGUUUAGGUCAAAUUAUAGAGAAGGACUGAUUGGAAAGGGACCAGGCAGAUGAAAACAGGAAGGAAGGAAGGGCCUGGUGGGGCUUUAAAGAAACCUGUCAGCUCCGUUACAUGAGCUUCUUGAAGGCUGAGGCUGUAUCUUCCUUAUCUCCGGCUCCUGGCAUGUAGAGCUUUGAAGACCAGGAGAAUUAUGAAGAGCGAAGCUUUUAGGCCAGCCUUCCUGAACUGGAGGGGGUGUGGCAUGCAUUAAAAUUAAACAUCAGUGACCUGAGAAGCUUAUAAAAUAGCUUGGGAGAAGCCAGUCACCAACAGAAGGCAUCUCAAAUUGGAUGAUUUUGCAUGUGGAAACUGCUUUCAUCUUGAAGAAAAAGGUCCACCUCCAGCCACCCAGCUCCAAGAUGGUACCAGCGCUGCUGCUGCUGCUUCCUGCCCUGGCCGGACUCUUCGGAGCAGCUGAGGGACAAGCUUUCCAUCUCGGGAAAUGCCCAAAUCCUCCAGUGCAGGAGAACUUUGACGUGAAUAAGUAUCUUGGAAGAUGGUAUGAAAUUGAGAAGAUCCCAGCCAGCUUUGAGAAGGGAAGUUGCAUCCAAGCCAACUACUCGCUAAUGGAAAACGGAAACAUCAAAGUGAUAAACAAGGAGCUGAGAGCUGAUGGAACUGUGAAUCAAAUUGAAGGUGAAGCCACCCAGGAGAACAUCACGGAGCCCGCCAAGUUGGGAGUUAAGUUUUUCUGGUUCAUGCCAUCAGCUCCGUACUGGGUCCUGGCCACCGACUAUGAGAACUACGCCCUCGUGUACUCCUGUACCACAAUCAUCUGGCUUUUUCACAUGGAUUAUGUUUGGCUCUUGGGAAGAAACCCUUAUCUCCCUCCAGAAACAGUGACUUAUCUCAAAGAUAUCCUGACCUCUAAUAACAUUGACAUUGAGAAAAUAACUGUCACAGAUCAGGUGAACUGCCCCGAGUUCCUAUAACCAGGCUCUAAAGGGAGGCUGCAUUCGCUCCAUGUUCCUUCUUUUGCUUUGCUUUUCCCCUACACCACCCCUCAUAAAGACAACCCAAACCACCACAGCAAACUAUUACAAAUACCAGAAGGGAAAUGUGACAGCAGAAGCUAGUGGAGAGGAACUCAAGGCAAGUUGGCCCAAACACUUAGCCAUGCACCAUCCUGUUACCUUGCAAGCCUGAUAAUAAACUUGCUGCUGACCUGCUGUGCUCACAGUAGACUACAAAUUGGACUAAUUAUUGGGAGUUUUAAAUUCUAAGCUUAUGUUUGGAAAUCCUUAAGCAGUUAUGUUGAAAAAAAAAAAGAAGCACUGAACAGUUUAAAGGUAAAAAUCUUGUUUCUAGAAAGGGAAAGCUGAUGGCAAAGGCACAUACCAGGUGACCUGAAUCCAGGUGGCCCCAUCCUGCAGUAGGCAGUCCAUAGCGGAGAAUCAUUUGGAGUUUUUGAGUCUCUGACAGGCAGUUUCCUGGAGGCAUUUACUUUCUUAUCAGGAGGUCUUCAGAGUCAGGUGAAGAAUGGGACCAUCUUGGGUCUGUGCCAGGAAGAAGAGAAUCUAUGAGGGUGAAGCUAUGGGAAUUUUUUUAAGAAAAUAAUUUUUGGGUCUUUUAUUCAACUGAUAUUUACUGGGACCCAACUGCAUUCCAGGCAUUGAAAAAUACAGAAUCCCUCUCCUCCCACAGCAGCUCACAGACUAGGGAGGGAGACUGACAAGUAAAGAUACAAUUUUAAUCCAAGCUGAGGGGUCCAUAGGCAGAGGCAUGUGGAGGGAGACAUGGGAGCUCCGAGAAGGUCUCAACCCCUGCCAGGCAUAGGUACCCACAAGGUUGUACAGUCACAUCUCAGAGUGUCCCGGCUUCAAGGAGUCAGGAACCACCUGGAGUUUGUUGUUGUUGUUGUUCUUUACAUUUUACUAUUAAAAUCAGAACAAUCUCAAAA